CCAAAGUUGUAUGAAGAGCGAAAUUUAGCGAGUCUCACCUAACUCGACAUGCCUUCUCAUUCGAACGCUGCUCAAGGGAGGCAGCCUAGCGCAGAAGAACAUCAUCAGCGUACUCUUGUCCGCAUUAAGCAAAUUCAAUCGCACCUCUCGAACUCUCCGCGCGGGCAGCGACUCAAAGGUAAAACUUGCGUCAUUACCGGUGUUGGAUCGUUGCAUGGCAUAGGCCGUGCUUCUGCGUUCUUGUUCGCACAUGAAGGAGCGACUCAUCUAUACUUGCUCGAUUUCUCACAAGAGAAUCUUCCUGAACUCAAGUCAACGAUUGAGAACUCAUAUACGGACGUGAAGGUAACCACCAUUCAAGCCGACGCAGCAAAUGAGACCGCCAUAGCAGCUGUCUGUGAACAAGCAUUACAAGAUGAGGGUCGAUUGGACGUAUUCUUUGCCAAUGCUGGUUUCGCAAGUGAUAAGACGCUUUCCGAUUUGACCGCAGAAGGUUUCAUGGAAAGCAUGCGAGUCAAUGCAUUGUCCUGCUUCCUUGCCGUAAAGUACGGUUCCGACGCGAUGAUGAGGACUAAUUCGUCGAGAGGGAAAGAUAUUAGUGGAGGAAGUAUCAUUUUGACUGCAUCUGUGGCAGGGCUACGGUCCGGGGCAGGGACCAUAGACUAUAGCGCAAGUAAAGCGGCCGUGAACUCGAUCGCGAAGACAAGCGUAUAUCAACUUCAGAAGACUGACAUUCGCGUGAACACAAUCUGCCCGGGCCUGAUCGAGACCAAUAUGACCAAGGACAUGUUCGAUUCUGCUCGCCAACGAGGCAGGGAGAGCAAGAUUGGUCAAUUAAACCCGAUGGGCCGCUUUGGCGUCGCUCAAGAGAUUGCUCACAUGAGCUUGUUUUUGGCUUCGGAUGAAUCGAGUUAUGUCAAUGGACAGAACAUUGCGGUUGAUGGGGGGCUUUCGUCAUCGCACCCUGUAGUCCCAGGACGGUGGGCCUGAUGGGCCGUCGCACUAUCUCAAACCGCAUCUUUCAGGGAUCUCCCGUAUCUUUGUCACAGUGUUGCCUUUGUACUUAAUACUGAUUGAAUCAAUGCUUUUUAAGAAGUU
Molecule: messenger RNA, 1098 nt
Organism: Suillus plorans
Lineage: Eukaryota; Fungi; Basidiomycota; Agaricomycetes; Boletales; Suillaceae
Exons: 11
Coding region: 49-990 (313 amino acids)
Source: RefSeq, a predicted model, not a curated record